UACAGAGAUCCUAGCAGAGCUAACCUCUCAAAGAGCUUCUGGGGCCUUUUCCAAUGGGUCACGCAUCCUCAAAGCAAGUGCGCAAUGAGCCCCAAACCACGAGGCGGCUGUCAAAACCACCGACAAAUAUAUCCACGUUCAAUAUAGUGCAACCAAAGACCGGAAAGUCAUCUAGAAUCCCUGGUCAAGACCAGAAUGAAUUGCUUGACGAGUCAAUGUUCUGGAAGAGUCCAUGGACGGGUGAUCUCUUACCUAAAGCCAAUCCUGAAACAAAUCUGUCGGAUCAUAAUAGAGUGCGGCCUUUCGCAUCGCUGCCUAACUCACAAGCUGAACUACGAGGAUCACUUCAAGGGAGCAAACGCUGGUCAAGCAUUGAUGACUUUGCUCUAAUGAAGCAUGACCACUCAUUGUCACGGUCAGGUUCUUUCAUCUCCAGAACACUUUCGCGACGAGCAUCAAUGGUCCAAAGGCCUACUUUUCAAUCACAACGCGAAGACAUGACUGUUGGAGAAACUCGCAGAGAGCCCGUCAUCCAUUUCGGUCCAUCAGAUAUAGGGAGUCAUGAUUUGCACUUAUCCGUGGAGAGCUUGACUUCGGAAGACCGAUCUCCAGUCGAGGAUUCACGCGCUCUUCUGGGUCGUCGGAAAUCCUUCCGUAGACCAGGUAUUGCAACGCGAAACCCGUCUUGGGGGCUGUAUCGCACUCCGCUGUCGUCAAUCCAACAGGAAGAGGAGAGACCUUUUCUGUCUGAAGUCCCUGCUUCACGGCCUCCGUGGGGGCAGGAAGAGGAAGACAACUAUAUGCCGCUAUAUCAUUAUGGUGGGCGCGCAACCUCUCCAGUCGCAUUGGACUACUCCCACCUAAGCGGGCUUAAGAAAGGCACUUUGAGGGUCGUCAAUGCGUCUGUAUCCCCAGCAAGCACUGAUCGCCUUCGUCUUCUUACGACAUCUUCUCUAAGCAAACUUCCCAAGCACACUAUGGCUCAAGCUGAUUCUGCUGUGUUCAUCUCAGACAGUGCAGAUGAAGAUGAGGCUGUUGUUAUUCGCGAUAAUACUUUCUAUUUUGAGGAUUCUGACGUCUCGGGAGAUGGCGAAUACAUGGAAACAUGUGAAACUCCGGGCUCAGAAGCAAUCGGAUACACAAGGGUGCAAAAACCACAAUCCAACACAAACGCUGAUAGCGGUUAUAGUUCAGUCAGCUCAAUUCGCUCCGGCGACUCUUCCGGACAGUCAGGAGCCUCACCUUCCAGCUCCCCAGUGCGUAGCCCUACACGGUACGAAGUGGCUAAGCAUGUGGACAAGAGAGGUUACUUUGUCAAUGGUAUAUCCAGACCUAAAGAGGUCACCCUUGAGAACCUCAUUCAGUCGGGGAGCACGAAGUCCUCAAACUCCGGAAAAGGCAAAAUCGCAGGACAUCAGGAAAUGCCAUUAUCUGAACACAGUCGCUUUUACGCUCAGCUCAGCCCCUUGAGUAUUCCGUCCGUUCCAGAAAGAACCGGCAUCUGUGAUAGGGAGAGCGAUCAUGAGAACUCUGAACGAGAGAUGGACAAUGACGAGCAGACACAAAUUACCAAGGACUACUCCGAAACAAAUGCAAACAAGCCGUCGGAGCCUCAUAUGGCAUUUGCUUCUAAGUCUCUUUCGAAGUCACAAUCUCGGAUCGAACGAAGCAGGGCCUCUUACGGGAGGCGACCAGCACUCCCAACCCGUAAUCUUCCUGUAGACAGAGCGCAGAACUACGAAGCUCCUCGAGGCCGAACCCGGUCAUGCAGUGUUGGCCGUCCCCGUACCAAAUUGGUCAAAAGUUGUAAAGUUGCUGUAUGA
Talaromyces stipitatus ATCC 10500 is the source of this 1823-nucleotide messenger RNA. RefSeq lists its product as uncharacterized. The transcript has 3 exons. Bases 54 to 1823 code for a protein of 589 amino acids. NCBI's taxonomy places the organism in Eukaryota, Fungi, Ascomycota, Eurotiomycetes, Eurotiales, Trichocomaceae. The record is from RefSeq and is a predicted model, not a curated record.